ACAAGGAGCUCCUACAGAAGUCGAAUCACAUCCCGUCCAGAGAUUGUUGUACCGCGAACGGAACUUUUAUUCCAGAUAAACUGACAAGAUUUCAGCAAUUUUGUUGGCAUGAAUGAAAAGCAUCCAUGCAUUUGACCGUCAUCCAUCCCAAAACCCUAGAAGCCAAUGGUUACCGCCCAAGCGUGCGAUGGGCAACGGUAAUUUCCGGUCUCCGGACGUGGUGUGCAGGGGAUCCGUUGCCAUCAACGCCUGCUGCUGCCGGGUGCAGGGAGAUGCGUGCGCCCCCACCCCCACGUGCCCCCGCCUGGUGGCGGAGCCUCGUCACGGCCCCCAGACUGUCCGCGACGAGCCGGGACAAAAAGAAACAGGCGGAAGUGGCGCCUAAAAUAAGGCGCAGGCGCGCGAGCGGAGCACAAGAGCGCACCACGCCACCCCCGCUCUGCCCGCCUGCCUGCCUGCCUGCCGCUCGCUGCCCUCCGCAUCCGCUUGUGCGCCCGUGCCGCUGCCGCGCACCGGCUCCAUUCCCGAUCUCCCUGCCCCCCUUCCCUCCCGCUCGUCUCCACGCUCGCGGAAGCAGAUCAGGGUGAGGAGGAGCUGAGGCGCCUGAGCUCCGGCAAAGGAUCGUUUUGCCUGCCGCUCAGGAGGAGCUCGCUCGCCGAGCAAGCGGCGGCGGUGAUGUGGAGUGUCCUCGCCGCGUAGCCAAGAUCCGUUCCAGCAGCGCGGAGCUCGGCGGGACCGAGGGCGGUUGAGGAAGGCGAGCGGGUUCAAGAAUGGAGGAGAAAGCGGCUGACGCGACGGCGGCGGCGGAGGCAGUAGUGGCGGUGGCGGAUCAGGAUGGCACGGUGUACUGCAGCGAGCACCCCUACCCUCCCGGCGCGACGGCGGCCGCCGGGGCGGGCGCCGGCGGCAUCUGCGCCUUCUGCCUGCAGGAGAAGCUCGGCAUGCUGGUGUCCUCGUCCAAGUCCAGCCCUUUCCACCCGCCGCCGCCGCCGGCCUCCGCGUCGGCCUCCUCGACGCCGCCGCCAUCCAACCGCGCCUCCUCGGAGGCGCCGCUGCCGCUCUACCCCCCGGCGGCGGCCUCGCGCAAGGUGAUGCCCGCGCAGGGCGCGGGCGCUGGGCUCAAGCGGAGCAAGUCGGUCGCGCCGCGCCCGGAGGAGCCGCUGCCGCCGCCCGCCCCGUCCGCGAUCACCGCGGACAGCCCGCGCAAGAAGAGCUUCUGGUCCUUCCUCCACCUGUCCUCGUCGUCCGGGAGCCACAAGAGCGCGUCCUCGGCCGCCUCCUCGGCCAACGGCGGCGGCGGCGGCGCCGCGGUGGCGAGGAGGAACUCCGUGUCCGUGGCGUCGGCGUCGUCGGCGGCGCUCGGGGCCCGGCUGGAGGCGAUCGUGGAGCCCGAGAGCCCGGGCCGCCGGAGCGAGGGGUCCUCGUCGUCGUCGUUCGGGCGGAAGGUGGCGCGGUCGCGCUCCGUGGGCUGCGGCAGCCGCAGCUUCUCGGGGGACUUCCUGGAGCGCCUCUCCACCGGCUUCGGCGACUGCGCGCUCCGGCGCGUCGAGUCCCACCGCGAGCCCAAGCCCAAGGCCGCGGGCGCGCUGGGCCACCUGGGCGGCGCGCACGGCGACGACGAGCACGACCAGCACCACCGCAUCAAGUGCGCGGGCUUCUUUGGCGGCGGCCUGGGCGCCGCGCCGCCUCCGUCGUCCUCCUACUGGCUCUCCGCGCCCGACGGCGGGACCGGCAGCACGGGCAGCGGCGGGAGCACGAGGGGCAACGGAACGCGGAGCCACCGGAGCUGGGCGUGGGCGCUGGCGAGCCCCAUGAGGGCGCUGAGGCCGACCAGCUCCUCAUCCAGCAAGAGCAUCAUGGCCGCGCCGACAGCCGCGUAGACGACGCGCGCCGAGCCGGAGCUUCACCGAUCGGUUGCCGCCGCGUGACCGAUCGACGGCCGGUGAACCAUACUACUACUCCUACAUAAGUUUCUCCAUCUCUCUCGGUGUUCUUGUGUGAUCCAAGUCUUAAGAUUUUAAGAAGAACCUGGUCCUAGGUCGAUAUGUUACCGUGGAUCUAGACUAUAGAAGCCGCCUUUACAUUUGGGACUGCCGUCAGUUGGCCAAGAAAACUGUGGAAUUUGUCAUCUGUUUUAAUCCCUAUUUGUGUUGGCAAUU
Messenger RNA from Panicum hallii, 2159 nucleotides. Its product is annotated as gametogenetin-like. The record is from RefSeq and is a predicted model, not a curated record. Bases 771 to 1880 code for a protein of 369 amino acids. NCBI's taxonomy places the organism in Eukaryota, Viridiplantae, Streptophyta, Magnoliopsida, Poales, Poaceae. The transcript has a single exon.